CAACGCCAACGCAAUUAGUAUAAUCACAGAAGCUGAAGCACAAUGGUUGGCAGCCACUUAACGCUAGUGCUACUGUGCAUCCUUGGGAUCGCCAGCGCCAGGAUCGAGGAUGUGAAACAGCUUAGGGAUGUAAAUGUGGAGGAGAUUAACACUGACAGCUAUCAACGCAUGAUGAAAAUGCGUCACUUGGCCAUCGAAUUUUUCGAUUACUACGAGAAUAUCACAGCGACCGAUUUGAUAGUGCCCGGAACAAGGUUGCCCAACCUUCAGGAUCUGCAAUGUCUGGCCGAAGUGGCACAACUCACACAGGCCCUGCAAUCGGGCAGCCUUUGGGCAUUGCGAAUGAUUGAUUCCUGGGGCCGAUUGCCAGCUGGUUUGCUGUAUGGCAACAUGAGGGAUUUGGGCAACUUUGAUGAGUGCAUUCGGGUGAAUCAAGAGAUUGCAUUGACGGGACAAACGAUACGCGGCAAAUACUGCUUCGCCAAUCUUGUGUCGGUGAGCUUGCUCAGAGUCAGGACUGCCGUCUGCUUUCCCUCUGCCUGCACUGCGGAUCAUAUGGACACAUUGCUGCGUCAGUUGUAUCAGCGACUGUUGAACAUUGAACUCAAUGCGAACUCAAGGUUGGUGGACGAAGGCACUUGCCAGACGUCCGAGAAGGAGCCCCUAGAUGGUCUGGCCAUAUUCACGGUCACGCUGAUUGGUGUCUUGCUUGGCAUAUUGCUGCUUUGCACACUUUACGAUUACUUUUUGUGCGAGGAUCAAAAGAAUAUGCCCGUCAUAGUUAAGAUCUUUUCGGCACGCGUCAAUUCGCGCGAACUCUUUCGCAUUGUGGACAGCAAAACGAAUCCAAACGUUAUCGACUGCCUUCACGGAAUACGCUGUAUGUCGCUUAUUUGGGUUGUCUUUGGCCAUGACUAUGCCUUGGUAGCUGUGGGACCCAAUAUUAAUAUCGUUGACUUGUUGCCAUGGAUGAAAUCGGCCUUCAGCAUGUUCAUUAUCCACGGUCUCUUCUCGGUGGAUACUUUCUUCUUUUUGAGUGGUUUGCUCGUUGUCUUGGUUGCCAUGCGCGCCGUGGAAAAAUCGAAAGGCAGAAUUAAUGUGCCGCUUAUGUAUCUGCAUCGCUAUUUGCGUCUCACACCCAUGGUGGGAUUGGCCAUAUGCGCAUAUAUGUCCAUACUUCCCAUUCUGGGCACUGGUCCGCUCUUCAAGUCCUUCGCCGCCAGCAACUCGAACUCUUGCCAGGAGACCUGGUUCUGGACGCUGCUCUACUUGCAAAACUAUGUGGUGCCGGAGAAAUUGUGCUUGGAGCACAGUUGGUAUCUGAGCGUGGACAUGCAGAUGUAUCUGUUUGCUCCCUUCCUGAUUAUGGCGCUCUACAAGUGGGGUAAGAAAGCUGUCGCUGUGAUUGUGGUGCUCACGUUGCUGCUCGCUGGCUGUCUCUUCAGCAUGAUGGUGAUCAAGGGAUACUCCAUCAACUCGGGUAAUCACAUGGAUAAGAUUUACUUUGCCACUCACACGCGUGCCUCGCCAUGGGCAAUUGGUCUGCUCUUUGGUUACUUUUUGCACGUGAAUCGUGGAAAAUCCUUCAAGCUGAAUCAUUUGACUGUCUGGGCUGGUUGGAUCUCUUGCUUGGCUCUCAUCUUUGCCAGCCUCUUUGGCCUGUAUCCAUAUUCCGCCAAUGGUUAUUCGCUGCCCAUACUCAAUGAAGCCUUCUACGUGACGCUGACUCGCAUCGCGUGGCCACUCGCUUUGGUCUGGGUUGUGUUUGCCUGCAAAUAUGGCUACGGUGGAUUGGCCAACAGUUUCCUCUCCUCUCCGCUGUGGCAACCGCUGUCGAAGCUCUCGUAUAGCGCCUACAUUUGGCACAUCUUGAUUGAGCAGUUCAACACUCACACAACCAGAACGAACACCUAUUUCAGUGAUUAUCAAGUGAUGCUGCGCUUCUGGUCGGACUUUGGCUUCUCCGUGCUGUUGGCUUAUGGCAUGUACAUCUUGGUUGAGGCUCCGACGGGCGGAUUGCAGACGUGGCUCUUGCCCAGUGGCAAAAGCAAAGCGAAACCCAAAACUUUAGCCAACGAAGAAGCUUCUGCCCCAGAGCUUGAGCCGAAAGCUGUGACUGUGACCUAGAUUUAGAAUAUAGUAUAGAAAAUAUUUAGUUAAUAAGAUGGAAGUUUUUUUUUUAGAAUAAAAUACUGCUUACGAACAAA
This is a messenger RNA of Drosophila sulfurigaster albostrigata, 2207 nucleotides long. RefSeq names its product nose resistant to fluoxetine protein 6-like. The transcript is spliced from 9 exons. Gene Ontology annotation, molecular function: acyltransferase activity, transferring groups other than amino-acyl groups. NCBI's taxonomy places the organism in Eukaryota, Metazoa, Arthropoda, Insecta, Diptera, Drosophilidae. Bases 43 to 2127 code for a protein of 694 amino acids. The record is from RefSeq and is a predicted model, not a curated record.